CGCUCUAUUACAAGAAGAAAAAGACACUCACCGAAGCCGGCCGAUGUUCUUUCAUGGUUCUUUCGUUUCUGAUAUUACCAAUGUGUUCAACAUUCCAUUUCACAGUCUUCCUUUCUACCAAACCAAGCAAACCCCAUCUCUCCUUCUAUCUCUGUAUGUUGUUGCCAUGGAUUACAGGGGAUCCGGCAGCGAUUCUUCUUCGAGGGACAAAAAGUCCAUAAGCCUGCAAAAGAAGAUAGCGGAGACACGGAGACAGAGCAAAACAGAGCAAGCACCAGACUUGACUGAUUUCAUGAAUGACAUGUUCUUUGGGACUGUAAACAAUGACAAGAACAAGUACAACUUCAAUGGGGGUGAUCGUAAUUUAAUGGAUCAAGAGGCAGAUUUUGAUGACAGUACAAGAAGCACUAGUAGCAGGUUAACCCAAGAUUGGCUCGAAGAAGCUAGACGCAUGGUCGCCUCCUCUCCUUCUCGGACUAACUCCCCGUCUCGUCUCACUGGUUCACCCAGGUUCGCUGCAGUUCCUGGUAGGCUUUCAACAUCAUCACUCCUCGAACGGAGAGACCCACUUUCCCGAUCCGCCAGAAGACAAAGAUCAGUGGAGGGAAUCAGUGAAGAAAUCCUAACGAAAUCAGCAAAACACAGCUCCCUCAACAACUCUGUACCAGUCGACUCACCGGAUAUGUCCCCUGCUUCAGCAGUGCACAAAUGGCUCUCCAACAUCCUCAAACCCUCCAAUUCACCGCAUUCAGAAGACCCCACAAAUCCCCACAAUACAAACCAAUCUUUAAACACUAACUUCGAUCCAACGGCCCCAACGUUGCCACCUCGGCUCUCCAUCCACCGUAAAUCCAGGUUCCAGACAGAGUCCCCUCCAUCUCCUCCACAGGGAAUCCCUGUCCCUUCCCGCCGAACUUUCAAGCCUGCUCCUCUGCCUGCUGACACCAAGCCACUUUUUCCACCCAAGAAUAUGGUCGAGUCUUCCCACAGGAGAUCAGUUUUAUCCUCAACAUGCGCCUUCCAGGAGAAUAAUGUGCAGGCAUUGUCUCCACCAAGAAACCUUGUGGAGUCGGCUCACCGGAGAUCAAUAUCAAAGUCCACUUGCUCUGUGGAGAAGAUUGCGCCAAAGAUUAAGGUAAAUUGGCGGCAGAAGGAAAUGGAGGAGCCAGAAGAAGCUAGUCUUAAUGGGUUUCUGAAGGAACAAAGAACCAAAAUGGAGAAGAUUUUGUAUGGGCAGAUUGAUUGCAAGGCUAAAGUUAUCCUUUCUGGACCUUCAAACAGCACUAGUUCAAUGGUGGCUGCCAUAUGCUAUGCAUGGUUGCUGGAAACUAGAGCAAGGAAGAACAAAGAGAGGACGGAGGCGUACACGGUGGUGCCUGUGAUGAAUGUAAGGAGAUCAAAGAUGUGGAACUUACCCCAGGCUGCUUGGCUCUUUCAUCAUGUUGGCCUCAAUGCUACUUCGUUACUAUUUGCUGAUGAGGUGGACUUGGAGAAUCUCUUGAUGUCUGGACAAUUAAGCAUCGUGGUUGUCGGUCAAGAUGUUCUUAGAACUAAUGGCGAGGUUAGUUCUGAGUGCACAAUUUUGACAGAUAAUUACUGUGAAGACGCCUACGAAUUACUUCAAACACCUUUACUCAACAAACUUCUGCUUGCGGGUAUCCUCCUGGACACAAAAAAUUUAAAUGGUUCUGCUAAUUGGUCUAUGACCAGAGAUGCAGAGGCAGUCCAGUUGUUACUGGUUGGCUCAGCUCCGAACUACAGAAACACGCUUUUCGAUCAACUGAUGCAAGAUGAAAGAGACAAUUCCUUUCAUGAAGUCCUGCUGCACAGCUAUGGGAAGCCUUCUACUGAGAUUCAUCGCAGUGGUGGAGUUCAAGUGGAGCAUAGAGUUCCAGAUAGAAAAUCAGCCUCUGUCGCUCCCCGUGAACCCAUCAGAGAAAACAAUGAUGUUAAGAAAUCCAAUGAUGCUAAAAAUGCAAGAACAAAUGAGGAUGCACCAAAAUCAGCGAACGCUAAUCCAACGCCAGCAGAAGCUCCUCCUGCAGCUUCAAAGGAUUCCUCCCGCGGAAAGAACAAGUUCUUCCUAUCAAAGUGGUUUGGUUUUGGAAAAUGAAGAACAGUCCACAUCAAUUUGUUUAUUGUAAAUUGAUACAAGAAUAUCAUCACAAAUUAUCGAUCGGCAGGUAAUUUUGUAGGAUGUUUUGAAAGAAGGUUGAAGUAGACUUGCAGGAAAUUUUGUGUUUGUAUCGAAAUGGUUCUAGUUGUCAUGCUAUAUCCUAUUCCAUUUAUAUUUUUGAAUCAGACAACAAUGCCAAUCUGUGUUUUAAUAGUAAGUAGUAACCCAU
Tripterygium wilfordii is the source of this 2345-nucleotide messenger RNA. RefSeq lists its product as uncharacterized. The transcript has 9 exons. The coding region runs from base 44 to 2113 and encodes 689 amino acids. NCBI's taxonomy places the organism in Eukaryota, Viridiplantae, Streptophyta, Magnoliopsida, Celastrales, Celastraceae. Gene Ontology annotation, cellular component: cytoplasm. The record is from RefSeq and is a predicted model, not a curated record. Gene Ontology annotation, molecular function: exopolyphosphatase activity.